AUGGGCGGAUGGAAGGGGCUGGGGCAGCGCCGGGGAAGCCGAGGAGCGGAGGAGCGGCGGCGGGUAGCCGAGAGGGGCGGCGGCGGCGCGACCCCCGCGCCGCGGAGCCCGGCCCGAGAGCCCCCUCCACCUUGCUGCCUGCUGCUCCCGCCGCCCCUGGGCGCCGCCAUGACGCCCGACCUGCUCAACUUCAAGAAGGGAUGGAUGUCAAUCUUGGACGAGCCUGGAGAGUGGAAGAAGCACUGGUUUGUGCUGACAGAUUCGAGCCUCAAGUAUUACAGAGACUCCACCGCUGAGGAGGCGGAUGAGCUGGAUGGCGAGAUCGACCUCCGCGCCUGCACGGACGUCACCGAGUACGCGGUGCAGCGCAACUAUGGCUUCCAGAUCCACACCAAGGGUGCUGUGUAUACUUUGUCGGCCAUGACCUCGGGCAUCCGGCGGAACUGGAUUGAGGCUCUGAGGAAGACCGUGCGUCCGACGUCAGCCCCGGAUGUCACCAAGCUCUCGGACUGCAAUAAGGAGAACACGCUGCACAGCUAUGGCACCCAGAAGGGCUCGCUGAAGGCCGGGGAGCAGCGGGGUGGCCCUCGCAAGGUGGACGGGCAGCGGCAGUCCCUGGACUAUGUGGAGCUCUCCCCGCUGACCCAGGGCUCCCCGCAGCGGGCCCGCGCCCCGGCCCGUGCCUCCGACCGCCCGGCCAAGCAGGAGGAGCUGGAGCGGGACCUGGCUCAGCGCUCCGAGGAGCGGCGCAAAUGGUUUGAGGCCUCGGACAGCAGGACCCCAGAGACGGCCACAGGGGAGGGGCCCCGCAGGGGCCUGGGCGCCCCCCUGACCGAGGACCAGCAGAGCCGGCUCAGCGAGGAGAUCGAGAAAAAGUGGCAGGAGCUGGAGAGGCUGCCCCUGCGCGAGAACAAGCGGGUGCCGCUCACGGCCCUGCUCACCCAGAGCCGCGCGGAGCGCCGGGGGGCCCCGGGCGACAGCCACGAGGCGCUGGAGAAGGAGGUCCAGUCUCUCCGUGCCCAGCUGGAGGCCUGGCGUCUCCGAGGGGAGGCCCCUCAGACUCCGCCCCGAUCCCAGGAGGACGCCCCCAUCCCGCCGGGUUACAUCUCACAGGAGGCGUGUGAGCGCAGCCUGGCGCAGAUGGAGUCCUCGCACCAGCAGGUGAUGGAGGAGCUGCAGCGGCACCACGAGCGGGAGCUGCAGCGGCUGCAGCAGGAGAAGGAGUGGCUCCUGGCCGAGGAGACGGCGGCCACGGCCUCAGCCAUUGAAGCCAUGAAGAAGGCCUACCAGGAGGAGCUGAGCCGGGAGCUGAGCAAAACCCGGUGUCUCCAGCAGGGCCCCGACGGCCUCCGGAAGCAGCACCAGUCGGACGUGGAGGCGCUGAAGCGGGAGCUGCAGGUGCUGUCGGAGCAGUACUCGCAGAAGUGCCUGGAGAUCGGCGCGCUGACGCGGCAGGCGGAGGAGCGCGAGCACACGCUGCGGCGUUGCCAGCAGGAGGGCCAGGAGCUGCUGCGCCACAACCAGGAGCUGCACUCCCGGCUGUCGGAGGAGAUCGACCGGCUGCGCAGCUUCAUCGCCUCCCAGGGCGCGGGCGGCUCUGGGCGCAAUGAGCGGAGCUCCUGUGAGCUGGAGGUGCUGCUGCGCGUGAAGGAGAAGGAGCUCCAGUACCUGAAGAAGGAGGUGCAGUGCCUGCGGGACGAGCUGCAGACGCUGCAGCAGGACAAGCGCUUCACCUCAGGGAAGUACCAGGACGUGUACGUGGAGCUGAACCACAUCAAGACGCGGUCAGAGCGGGAGAUCGAGCAGCUGAAGGAGCACCUGCGCCUCGCCAUGGCCGCCCUGCGGGAGAAGGAGGCGGCCUGCGGCAGCCUGGCCGAGUAGAGGUCCUGUGCUCCAGCUGAGCUGCAGACCCCGCAGCCCGAGGCCCGGCCGCCCUCCCUCCCAUGGGAUGGAAGGCAGAAGCCAAGCUUUCCUCCCCACCUGUGGGCCGCACGUGCACUCACAGCUGUCACACACACACACACACACACAUGCACACACACGCACAUACACAUGCACACACACACACACACUGCGUAUCUGAGCGCGCCCUCGCACUGGGUUUUACCUUGCACCUUCUCCAGGAUUUUAUAUGUGAAGAGAUUUUUAUAUAGAUUUGUCUCCCUUUUAUUUCCCAGAAACACUUUAUACUUUUUAAAAAAGCCAUUCCUGGUGGCUGUGUGCCUCCAUCGCUGGUCCCCUCUGUCUCCUCACUCCUCGCUUGGGCUUCUGGCUCAUGGCCCUGCCCCAAGGGUCUCUGGGAGGCCCAGGCAGCGGCCAUGCAAGUUGACAGGUGGCAGAGGCGGGGCCAGCGCCCCUCUUCCUACCCUACCUCCUACUAACUACUUCCUGUCCUGGUGGACCCGCCCCUUGGGACUCGCUGAGGGACAUCUGGACAGAGGGAGGCAGCCACUGUCCCCCACCCCCGCCACUUCCUCUGGGGGUGCAGGGUGUGGGGCUGCGGGCCCCGCCCGUGAAGGCCUCUCCCCGGGUCCUGGGGUCUUUGUUCACGUAAUAAAACGUUCUGGCAGCUCUGUGUCUGGAUGGCUGGGCAGGGCGCGUGGUGGCGGCUGGAGUUGCUUCCACUCCCGCACCCCAGCAGGGCCUUGACCCGUCCUGAGCCUGGGCUUGAGGGCGGAGCUGAGAAGCCAGGUCCUCCACGGGCAGGCAGGGACGCCGGGGGCACAGCAGCGGCAGGAAGCGUGGGAGAAAUGCCAGGCCCGGGUCCCUGAUGCCUCCCGAAUUGGAAUCCGCACUUGGACAGGCCCCUUGGAGAGCCGGGGCACUGGGCCCAGGCCUUGGAAAGAGGGCUGGAGCAUCGCUCUGAUGGUGACCUUGGGCAAGCUGUGUCCCCUCAGGUUCCGUUUGCUUCUCCAUCAAAUGGGUCGUUUUUUUUUGUUUUUUUUGUUUUUUUUUUUUUAAUUAUUUUUGACA
Molecule: messenger RNA, 2973 nt
Organism: Lepus europaeus (European hare)
Lineage: Eukaryota; Metazoa; Chordata; Mammalia; Lagomorpha; Leporidae
Product: TRIO and F-actin-binding protein-like
Exons: 14
Coding region: 1-1881 (626 amino acids)
Biological process (GO): positive regulation of substrate adhesion-dependent cell spreading; actin filament organization
Cellular component (GO): actin cytoskeleton
Molecular function (GO): actin filament binding
Source: RefSeq, a predicted model, not a curated record